AUGGCGAGCCGAGGGAGGAAGAGAAAACAUGGCAAUGAAGACAGGGCACAUGGAGAGCCGCAUCAGAAACACGUGAAGGUACCAGACAAGAAGACGCCUCGUUCUUCGACGGGGGAAUCUGACUAUACACACCUGAAGCGUGGCAAAUAUACUUGGUCCAUUCCAUCUAGCAACAUAUCUUCACUGGAUGCGAAUACAGUGUCGGAGUCUUUGAUUGAUGAUAUCGCUCAUCAUGGCAUUGUUGAGCCAUCUCCGAUAGAGAUGCGCAGACAAAUGGGGAAAAUAGUAGCCUGGAACGAGAUCAAAGAAAAGGUAACAGAGGAGGAGUUCCGCAAGAUCGAUACCGGGACAACCAUCUGGGAGAUCACGGCUGAGAAGACGACGAACGAGAUUGCUACUUACAGGAAUUUCGACUAUGUUCCAACUCCCGAUGGUCUUUAUUGCCUCAAGGGAGCGCCCUGGAUCAUCGAGGUCGUUAACAAAGGGUCGUAG
This is a messenger RNA of Alternaria arborescens, 492 nucleotides long. RefSeq lists its product as hypothetical. The record is from RefSeq and is a predicted model, not a curated record. Lineage: Eukaryota; Fungi; Ascomycota; Dothideomycetes; Pleosporales; Pleosporaceae. The coding region runs from base 1 to 492 and encodes 163 amino acids. The transcript has 2 exons.